Messenger RNA from Helianthus annuus (common sunflower), 939 nucleotides. RefSeq names its product extensin-like. The transcript has 2 exons. NCBI's taxonomy places the organism in Eukaryota, Viridiplantae, Streptophyta, Magnoliopsida, Asterales, Asteraceae. The record is from RefSeq and is a predicted model, not a curated record. Bases 1 to 939 code for a protein of 312 amino acids.
AUGCCACCCAGAUUCCUUCGCGGUAGAGGCAAAGGACCCGUGUCAGGUCAUGAUCACGAGGCCGGGCCGUCGCAUCGACGUACUCCUUCCAUCACCAUGAGCACCAGCCCGCAAGAGCCAUGGAAGCUCUAUAUUGAACCUGGAAGGCGAUCAGUAUCCCUUAGCUCCUCUCCUUCGUACCAACACUCAUUUGGGCCCCAUUCAGAAAACGAGCCCAACAACCAGCCGCCAGCUUUCAUACCUUUACAGAGAUCCAACUCUCAUCAUUCUUUUAGCGACCCAACACCCGUUUUCCAAAGCCGAUUUAACCCGGCUAACCUUCUGCCAGAACCCGUGGGUUUUAACCCACUUGGACCGGAAGACCACUUUUCAGGGGAAAACGACAUGGAUGAGGAUACUGACCCCGUGGAGCCUGCAUCAGGAACGCCGAAUCAUCCCAUUGAGAUCUCAGAUGGGUCAUCAUUCCAUGGAUCGCCAUACCGCGGACCGGACAGUUUUAUGGAGAAAUUCAAUCAGUAUGAUUGGUAUUUCACCCCGUCUGAGCACUCGCAUCACGAGCAGCAACAGGAUCCUUCGGUGGGUCAUCAAUUUGUGGCAGUCACGCCGCCGCCACCACCGCCACCGGCGCACACCCACUACAACUACAACUACGGUUAUGCGGAGGUAGAUCCGUACCAAGUAGCUCGGGACUACAAUGCCCUUCAUCCUGAAGGAACAUAUGGAGGGCCAUGGACUACUGGUUACCCGACUUAUGGGUACCAGCAUCAGCCACCUCCUCCACCGGUGUAUCAGCCGCCACAGCCACAGAUUCAGCAGGAAGUCCUUGAGAGGCUAAACCAAGUUGAACAAGAAGUUCGUGAAGACCGCAGAGAGCGGCAAGGUUUCUUCAAAGGGUUGUCAGACUUGCUUAAGGGGAAGUCGAAAAGGAGGGGUCAUUGA